Nicotiana attenuata is the source of this 1349-nucleotide messenger RNA. Its product is annotated as THO complex subunit 4D-like. Bases 300 to 1127 code for a protein of 275 amino acids. Gene Ontology annotation, biological process: mRNA export from nucleus. Gene Ontology annotation, cellular component: nucleus. The record is from RefSeq and is a predicted model, not a curated record. NCBI's taxonomy places the organism in Eukaryota, Viridiplantae, Streptophyta, Magnoliopsida, Solanales, Solanaceae. Gene Ontology annotation, molecular function: mRNA binding. The transcript has 7 exons.
UCUGCCAUUGGCCAUUGUAUCUCUCGACAAAAAGCAAAUUCGUAACCCUAAGUCACCAGCUUCAUCUCUCUGAAAUCCAGCUGCUCUCCCUCUAGAUCAAAUAUUUUCCUGAAUCUCUUUCAAUCCCAUCAAAAUUUCAAUCUCUACCCCAUUAAAGCUUCAAUCUUCACACUUCUCCCCAUUAAAACUUCAAUCUUUAUACUUUUCCCCUUCCUCUCCUCUAUUUCUCUACAUCUUCCUCCAAUAAUCGCAGAUCUUGACUGAUUUUUCAGCUGAGGUUUUUGUUGCCUGAAUACGUCAUGGCUUCCUUGGAUAUGACUCUUGAUGAUAUGAUAAAAAGUAGGAGAAAUACUGAGAGAGGUGGUAGAGGACAAGGCAGGGCCCGGCGUGGAAGAGGAGGAUCAUUUAGAGGUGGAAGAACAACAGGAGCUCCUCGUAAAGUGCCACUUGGUGUAAAUGCUCGGCCAUCUGCCAACAGAAUUGCCAAGUCUUUCCGCAGAACGAAGAAUUUGCCAUGGCAGAAUGGCAAUGGCUUGUUUGAAGAUAGUCUUAGAGCUGCAGGGAUAUCAUCUGGAUUGGAGAGUGGCACUAAGGUGUAUGUUUCCAACUUGGAUGUUGGAGUGACAAAUUCUGAUAUAAGGGAACUCUUCUCCGAGAUUGGUGAACUGAUACGAUAUGCUAUCCACUAUGACAAAAAUGGUCGUCCAAGUGGUGCAGCUGAGGUGGUUUUUGCCAGAAGGAGUGAUGCAUACCAAGCACUUAAAAGAUACAACAAUGUUCAGUUGGAUGGGAAGCCAAUGAAGAUAGAAGUUGUUGCCCCCCCCACAGACAUGCCUUUAUCAGCUCGUGUAGAUGUUGGACGAGGAAGUGGAAGGAGGACAGUUGUCAUGAUGCCUGGCUCAGCUCGUGGAAGGGGUGCCGCGUCUGCUGCUAAUCGUGGUUCAAGUCAAAGGGGCCGUGGAGGUUUCGGUACUGCAUCGGGGCGUGGGCGCAGUCGUGGCCGUGGAGGUGGACGUGGUCGUGGUCGUGGCGGUAGGGGGAGAAAGAACGGCGUUGAGAAGUCAGCGGAAGAACUUGACAAGGAGUUGGAAAACUAUCAUGCUACUGCAGAUGCUAUGCAGACCUAAUAAUGGUGUGUACUUUCAGUCCUUGUGGCUAAGGGAAAGAAUUGCAAGAACAUUUGCUGUAAAGAGUUUCCUGAAUGUUUUAGUGGUUUUUCUGAUAUCUGAUAGAUUUGGAGGAUACUGGUUUUGGUUUAAUGGUUUGUAACAUGACCUAUUAGAACGUUUAUGCAGUAGUAUAUGACUAUAUAGUUGCGUUAUUUUGUUCUGUGACCAACCAAUUAUUAA